AUUUUAAAGAGGAAGCAAAAAAAAACAAAAAAAAAAAAAAAAACAGUUGAAGGUGUGUUGUGAAAUCAGUGGAUCUUCUACAAGGCGUUCAUGAAAGUCACGUUGUAAAAUUGUCCUACGGGGUACCUAACCUGUAUCCCAUGCUGCUCCGCGUUUGGAAGAUUGUUGUCAAACACACAUUGUAAAUUGACACAUAAUAAAGACAUUGCAGUCCUACUGCACUCUUUACAUAUCUGAAUUUUUCAAGUGUAACACUAGAAUGACAGACACAGAAAUGGAUGUUGACAGAAACAAGACAGUUCUCUGUCGCUUUAUGUCAGAGGCUGGUGAAGUGACAGGAAGUUUAUUAGAUUUGCCUCUAAAUAUUACUCGUGAUAAAUUACAGCUGAUCUGCAAUGCGCUCUUACAACAGGAUGAAAUUUUGCCAUACAUUUUCUUGGUCAAAGAUAAGGAAAUUACAGGAUCCUUAGAUAAUGCGUUAGACAAGGAUAAUUUAAAUACCGAAGAAGUUCUUGAUAUUAUAUACCAGCAACAAGCUGUUUUCAGAGUUCGUCCAGUCACAAGAUGUACAAGCUCUAUGCCUGGACAUGCCGAGGCUGUUAUUUCAGUCCGGUUUAGUCCCAAUGGAAGGCAUCUUGCUAGUGGCUCAGGAGAUACAACAGUUCGCCUCUGGGAUAUAGCAACUCAAACUCCUCACAUGACAUGCAAUGGUCACAGGCAUUGGGUACUGUGCAUAGCAUGGUCUCCUGAUUCUGCCCGCCUUGCAUCGGCUUGUAAAAAUGGCCACAUAAUAAUUUGGGAUGCUGAAUCAGGGAAUCAAGUUGGAAGGACACUAUCAGGACACAAACAAUGGGUAACUUCACUGAGCUGGGAACCGUAUCACAAAAAUCCUGACUGUAGGCUGCUUGCAAGUUCGUCCAAGGAUGGUGACAUUCGUAUAUGGGAUACUGUUUUGGGCACAACUGUCCGAGUCUUAGCAGGACACACCAAAAGUGUUAGCUGUGUUGUGUGGGGUGGUGCUGGACUGAUAUACUCAGCAUCACAGGAUCGAACUGUCAAAGUUUGGCGUGCUGAAGAUGGAGUGCUUUGCCGAACUCUUGAUGGACAUGCUCAUUGGGUUAACUCUCUAGCCCUGAAUUGUGACUAUAUUCUACGAAUAGGCCCUUGUAAUCCAAUUACUAACCCUCACGGAACAGGGAAUGACAAAUUAUCAUUGCAAAAGGAAGCAGAAAAAAAUUACCAGACCAUAGUGCGAGAGGCAGGUGAAAGGCUGGUUAGUGGCUCAGAUGACUUCACCUUAUUUUUAUGGCACCCUGAGAAAGAGAAAAAGCCAAUAGCACGUAUGACAGGUCACCAACAGCUUAUUAAUUCAGUUCAGUUUUCUCCAGAUGCAAGAUAUUUUGCAUCUGCUUCGUUUGAUAAAUCAAUAAAACUAUGGGAUGGGAGAACCGGCAAAUUCCUGGCAACUUUUCGUGGACAUGUGCAGGCAGUGUAUAUGGUUGGGUGGUCACCUGACUCUCGGCUAUUAGUUAGUGGAAGUGCUGAUUCUACUUUGAAAGUGUGGAGUAUGAAAACUUUAAAACUUGAACUUGACCUGCCUGGGCAUGCAGAUGAGGUCUUUGCCGUUGACUGGGCCCCAGAUGGAAUGCGAGUGGCAUCUGGUGGAAAGGAUAAAGUGCUAAAAUUGUGGCAAAAUUGACAAGAUAUUAUGAAACCUAUGGUAAAUAAUAAUUUGUUAUCUUGAAAUAUAGAACAAUGCUGGAAGAGUUAAUAAACUUGGGUACUAAGUAAAGGCA
Molecule: messenger RNA, 1796 nt
Organism: Frankliniella occidentalis (western flower thrips)
Lineage: Eukaryota; Metazoa; Arthropoda; Insecta; Thysanoptera; Thripidae
Gene: Nle
Product: notchless protein homolog 1
Exons: 12
Coding region: 260-1699 (479 amino acids)
Biological process (GO): ribosomal large subunit assembly; Notch signaling pathway
Cellular component (GO): nucleolus
Molecular function (GO): protein binding
Source: RefSeq, a predicted model, not a curated record